This is a messenger RNA of Bacillus rossius redtenbacheri, 21452 nucleotides long. RefSeq names its product enhancer of polycomb homolog 1 (gene E(Pc)). NCBI's taxonomy places the organism in Eukaryota, Metazoa, Arthropoda, Insecta, Phasmatodea, Bacillidae. The transcript has 12 exons. Gene Ontology annotation, biological process: regulation of transcription by RNA polymerase II. The record is from RefSeq and is a predicted model, not a curated record. Bases 676 to 3255 code for a protein of 859 amino acids. Gene Ontology annotation, cellular component: NuA4 histone acetyltransferase complex; piccolo histone acetyltransferase complex.
GUCGCUAGGUGGCUAGUUGCUGGACGGAUUGCAGGAUGGGCGGACGGAUAAAUGAUGUGUUUAUGUAUAAUGACUAAAACUAAAUAUAUUUCUUCAUACGUACCUGCUAGAAUGCAAAAGAACUCAAGCUCUGGUAGAGCUAAUCGUAAAUUCCCCGUCAACUUUGUAACUUCACUUAAUACAGCAAUAUAUGCAGGCAGCCGUUUCGUCGCCAUCCUCUGUAAAUUUCUAGUCAAAUUAAAAUCCAAACGAUUUCCUGAACGUAUAAAUUCGUUAACGUUAUCUCACUCUCUUAUAUAAACGUUGACCACAUCAAAGUAAGCGAAGAGUCUGAUAUUUAUUUAAUCUGCACCUCCUUUCACGGCGCAAAAAUCUUGCGCUUCCUUCAUUUGGCGUGAUGUUGGCUCAACCUUCAACAUGCGUUAACUCCCGCGCAUUGCAUGUUGGUGCCCAAUUGUAUGGAUCCGCCAUAAUGUCUACGAAAACGAGCUGUACAUUCAUGUUUGUAACAGUUAUUUUUAUUAUUGUGACUGAGUGCGAGUGAACUAUUACAAUGGGAACGAAGUAAGGAUAUCGGAAAUUUAUUUAGUGCAGGGUAUUUACCCUUCAGAACCCUGCAAAGGAACGGUACAGUGUUUUAUCUUGGUAGUGAAUGUGUAUAGCCUGUCAACAAAAAUGAGCAAGCUCUCGUUUCGGCCUCGGGCGCUGGACGCCUCAAAGCCUAUGCCUAUUUACAUGGCUGAAGAACUUCCAGAUUUGCCAGAUUAUUCGGCAAUUAAUAGAGCAGUGCCUCAAAUUCCAAGUGGGAUGGAAAAAGAGGAGGAAUGUGAACACCAUCUUCAGCGGGCUAUCGUCACUGGACUUAUCAUCCCCACGCCUGAAGUUUCAGAAAUCCCAGAUGAAAUCUACAACAGGUUAUAUCCGCAGGACUACAAGAUGCCUCGCCAGUUCAUACACAUGCAGCCAUUUGCUAUGGAACAGGAUAUUCCGGAUUAUGACAUGGAUUCCGAGGAUGAAAGCUGGGUGAACGCGCAAGCGAAAAAGUUUGAUCUGACACCUCGCAAGUUCGAGGAGAUGAUGGACCGGCUGGAGAAGGGCAGCGGCCAGACCGUGCUGAAGCUCCAGGAGGCCAAGGCACUCCUCAAGGAGGACGACGACCUCAUCAGAGCCGUCUACGACUACUGGCUCGACAAGAGGCUGAAGACACAACAUCCACUGAUUCCUACUGUGAAAACAGAACACAGAAUUGGCCUGGCCAUAAACAGUCCGUACCUGGCUUUCCGGAGACGCACAGAGAAAAUGCAGACCCGGAAAGUAAGAAAAAACGACGAAACAUCCUACGAGAAGAUGCUGAAACUGAAGCGUGAUCUGGGCAGAGCUGUGACGUUGCUGGAGCUGGUGAAGCGGCGGGAGAAAACGAAACGCGAGCUGCUGCACCUCUCCAUUGAAAUUUUUGAGAAGAGGUACCAAGCCGGGGACUUCAGUGGUCAGCUCUUGGCUGAGCUUUCUGCGCUGAAGGCUCCUCGUCCAGCGUUUGCUCCCAUAUUUACCAACCAGAACUGGGUCAACAAAGUUUCUAGCAAGGAUGAAGUCGUUCCUAGGAAGAGGUCGUACAAGAAGCGCAAGCACAAAUCAAACGCCGGCGUGGGACGGUCAUGCGCCGGCUCGGACCUGCUGGGGGGCGACCUCGUCAGCACCGACGAGGAGCCCGACCCCUUGCUGGGGUCGGCGCCAGCCCCGGAGGAGGAGGAGGCGGCUGACCCCGCCGACGGCCCCUUCGGGUUCCGCCGGAACAAGUUCUGCAACUACCACGCGCCUCUGCCGAACGGCCUCGGGAACUGGCCGUGGGCAGGCCGGGAGGAAGGCGGGCUGCCAGAUACCAGGUACCGCUACUGCCUCACGUCCCUCUCCGUCCCGCAGAAAAGGUGCAUUGGCUUCGCCCGGAGGAGGGUCGGGCGAGGUGGAAGAGUUAUCUUGGAUCGAGCAUCUACAUCCAUAGAUGACAUACUUGCAUCCCAUGGAUACUCAGUUCUGGAUUCAGCGUCUAGCACACCAAACAGUGUGUUACCCCCUGAAACUAGAGAUUGGCUCCACUUCCGACCGCGGACACCUUCGACACCUGGAAGCAGCGAGAAGGAGGAUGUGGAGGCGGACAUGUUCAACACUAGUCGAGAAGUCCAGGCCCUGGAUGACGUCACCCUCAGCGUGGGUCUGGAACCUCUGGCCGCCAAUGUCUUCAACUUGUCGGACGGCUCGCUGAGCAGUCAGCUCUGCUUGAACCUCCUGCCGCCGGUCCCCGAGGCGGGCGUCGCACCGGAAACGAGGCAGCUCUGCCGCUCCGAGUGGUCUUCGUACGACCAGGAAGAUGGCGAGCUGUGGACGGACGAUGUUUUCACGAUCGGGUGUUCGAGGUUCACCGUGCGACAGAGUUCCGCGACCUGCGAAAGUAUUUUUCCGUUUGCUCCCUUCUCGUCCGAAAUUUCCCUGUCUGUGAUGGAAACUCGAACGAGCGCGACGGUGGUGCAGCAUUCCGACGGUCACGCGUCCGCGAGUCAGCUCAGGCUGCAGCAGCCUAGCAUUUCGUCGCCGACGACAUCGAAUUCUCGCGCUGGUUCCCACCCGGUUCCUCAGACUUCUACGGCAAACAGCGGCUUCCCUCCUUCGUUGUCCACUGCUUUCGAGAACAACAGUGUUUCUUUGGCACCCUCGGCAAGCAGUUCUGUGCGCUUUCCCUUGACCGCGAGCUGCAGCGUUGCUGCUGCUGUGGCGUCGACGGUGAACGUCAGUACAUUCAAUAACGGUGGUGUGGUUGUGAAGCAGGAGCCCAUAAACACUGAGUACAAUGAUGUGAGGGACACGUCACUUGUGGGUGCCACUUCCAUUGACCAACACACUCUCAGCAAUGGACCACUUUCUGCUGGAGAACAUCCGAACAGCAGUUGGACGAGGCCUGGCUCGAACUACCUGUCGCCGUACCACUCCACGUCGCCUCUGCAGGGUGCCGGUGCUCCGUCCACUCUCCCGCCUCCCGCGUCUACGCUUUCGAUGGGCUUCCAUCACCGCACCCCCGCGUCCUCGCCGCACCGGCAGUACACGCUCGUGGAUGUCGCCAACAUCAAAAAAGAACCCAACCCUACUGAAGAUACGCUUAAUAGUGGUGGCAUGAGUGUUGCUGGCAACAACAGUGAAAAAGUAAGUAGUGAUGACAAGCAGUUGGUCAGGAAGAACAGUUCAGUUCCAAUGGAGGUUACGUGAUGAAUGGGGUGAACUCAGUCUUGUGGGGAUGGAGUAGGAAUUGUUCACCCUUGUUUUUAUUCCCCUCCUGCCUCCCCCCCCCCCCUCUCUCUCUUUCUCUUGAUGUCUCGUCAUGGACAUGAUGAAACAGGAGACUUGUGCCGCUCGUAACGAGAGGAAGUGCACGUUUACUUGUGUGAUAAAAGUAGCCUAUGAAAGGCAGACAAUAGGAGAUAGACUGUGAAAUUGUUGUAACAAUAUUUUAUAACGUUCGGAGCUGUGGUGUUUUUUUUUUUUUUUUUUUUCGUAGGCCUCAUGCUCUGCUGACACUUCAAGGAAUUGUUCAUUCAUUAACAUUACAAUAAUUACAAUUUUUACAGUCCUACCAUGAGUUUUAUCUUUUUUUUUUUAUGAAUGCAACAAGUCACAGUAUAUUCAUUAUUUUAAGUGGAAUUUUUGGUGUUUUAAGACAUUAGCCUUUUCUUUUACAGUGAUAAAAAAUGGCUUGUCGUUUUAACACGUGUUAUUUAUUGUGAACUUAUAGAAAGUAAAAAAAAAAAGAAAACAUUUUUGUAUUUAGGCACAAUUUAUGUUUGUUUUUUUUUAAAUUUGGUUUCAGAAAUACUCAACACAAAAUUUUAUAAAUGAAGACUUUUGACUUGUGCCAUUUGAUCUGUACAUUUUUUCCCCUUUCAUUUUAAUAACUUCAUAACCAAAUAUAAAUAUGUGAACUGAAACACUAUAAAAAAAACAAUAAAACCUAAUGGUGUUUUUUUGUACUUAAUAUUGAAAAACUAUUGCCUAUUUUGAGAUAACAAUAAAUAUGUAUGUUUACAUACGUAGUUGUGUAAGAAUUUUCAGCAAAAGUAUUGUAUGUUUUUAUCUGUGAUUCAGUCAUUGUUUGGUUAUGUUGAUAUUGAAAUAAUGUACAGAAUGAGCAUAGUCAUUCAUUUUUGAACCAGACUCUCAUUGAGAACAAUGUACAGAAAUGUAAGCAUAAACUUUUUUACUCUUUGUAACAAAUUCAGUUCCAUUGUAUGAUUCUACAAAAUCUUUAUUUUGGUGAACCUAAAAAUUUGUUCAUGCUAUAAGAAAUUUUUGUUGUUUACUCAAUACAUUCCAUUGCAUUUUCUUCUCAUAAAUGACAAAAGUAUAAUUUGAUUAGAGCAUAUGACAAUAUUAACUUAACAACCAGAAAAUAAAUUUUAUGUAGUGAAGUGCACUGAGUGCUUUCGCAUUUAGAUGGAGAUCAAAAGUAUUAGCAGUGACUGGACUUGUUGCAUAAUCUAUCUUUAUGAAAGAAACAAUACUUACACCUGAAUGCUUUUUUAUUCUUAGGGCUGCAUCUUUUCAUUGCCAAGUUAAUGCAAAAUUGGAUAACGUAAUUUUCCAGUGAUUAAUUUAUAAUGCCAGCUUUUUUUUUCCUCCUAGUUUAAUGAAGUAAACAAAAAGUCAAUAUCCGUCAGAUCUUUUACAAUUUUUUUUAUUUGUUAUAAUUAAGUUCUGUGAUACAUAACAUGACUGUGUUUUUAAUUCAGUAUAUUUGAAAUGAAUGCUUUAACUUGUUGUGCAGUGACAAAAUUUGACCAUUAUCUUGCAAUGCUAUUUUUGAACUGUGUUCCUUGUACAUUUCUGCAUCAUGAAAAGGAGUACACACCUCACAAUAUUCUGAAAAACUUUUCUCGUAUUUGCUAUUUGCAUUACACGUCAGCCUUAUUAACAGUUGGAUAAUAUUGUCUUGUUUUUAAUAAGUUGUCGCUAUCAUAUUGAAUUUCUGGUGUUCAACAUCUUUUUACACUUGUAUCUUCAAAGCUAGUUCUACAUAAAAUGAAUGUGAAUUGCAUUAAAUUGAUUGUAUGUACUCAAUUUAUUUUCACAAUAUAAUACAAUAAGCUUGGCUAAUGAAUAUUACAGUUAAAAUUGUAUUCAAAUUCAUAAUAUCAGGUUUUAGUCAAAUAAAACAUAAACGUUUGGGAAUAAUGACUUUUUCCAAGAAAGGAUGAGAUAGUCACUAUACUGUCUCAACAACUACCAAAUGCAUGUUGCUAACUUUGUGAGUACAUGAGAAGUGCAUUGCUUGCAGUUUUAACUCUUAAAAAGGCUGACCAAUGUAAGUGCACAUAUCAUAACUUUUGCUCUUUGUGCUGAAAGUAUAUUUUUUAAUUCAAAUAAACUAGGGGGCAGUUAGUGUCCACAGAAAAAAUGAUUGUACGGUAUUCUGUUGUGUUCUCGUUCUGCUCUGUAUUUAUAGUCUGUUGGAGUAUGUAUGUAUCGAGUACAUCUCAUUUCUCCACAUCUUCUAGUCUUUUUUUUAUUUUAUAUAAUGUUUUAGACUCGUUUAAAAUGUGUUGCGCAGAAAUGUGAAUGUGGAGCCCUGUUUGGGGAGUUGCUCUGUCGUUGCGCGCCCUGUAACUCGUAGUUCGUAGUUUGUUUUUGUUCUGUGUGAAGGGUGUUUUACUGCCCUUGAAAUGAUUAAAAGAAACGCUUGAUAGAAUACUACAUGUUUUUAUAAGCCUCUGCAGGGAAGAGUAGCAAGUCUUUUACUUUAUUGAUGCGACAUGCUGAUUUGUUCAUAUAAUGUAGGCUGGUUUAAUAUUCACAAAGCUUUAAUCAUUUCCAACCUUAUUUUAAUACAUAUCAGUAUUUUCAUAAUCAUUGCUGUUAAUAUGUGGACUUUUUUUAUCUGCUCACUUUUGCUGACUGAUCAUUGAAACAGUUUUCUGCAAAAAGGGAAACUUGUUGUUUUAUAGUACUUAACAGUCAUUAGUUUCAUAUUUUCAACACUAUAGUCCUUGCCAUGCUGUCCCUAAAUUUUUUUUAACCAUCCUCAAUGUGUGUAUAUUUUCAUUGCAGUACAUUUGAGUUUUUCCAAUGUAAUUUUAUGCCUGCAGAGAUUUAUGUGAUAUAUGUACAUAAUUAUGUUUUUAAUUUUUAAAUUAUGAUAAAUGUCAGUAAAUGAUAGAUUUUAUAUUCUUGUUACCAAUAAAAAAUUUUGGGAUGAAGUUUUAUCUUUUUUCUGUUCAGUUAUUUUAACUUCUUGCAAUUUUAUUUUUUUUUACUAGACGUCUGCAUGGUAAUGUUAUAAGUUUCCCUCACAUCAUCAAUGUAUGAUCAAACAAAUUAUAACUAACUGCUUUGCAUAAUGGAUAAUUUAUAAAAUAUUCUGCGUGUGAAUUGAACUUUUCUUUUAAGUAAUAUAGGUAGAUUUAUUGUAGAUUUUUUUUUUUUUUUUUUACAUCACUGUUGCCGACCAUGUUGAACUGUGAAAUUGCUACAAAAAUGAACAUGCUUUAUAAAUGGCACUAAUUUGUAUUUAAAAAAAUCUUUUAAAAGAUAUUGCACAAUACCUAAUCUGCUGUCUUUGACAAAGAUCAAAGAUUAAGUUUAAGUAUAGUAUUUAUAUAAGAAAAAAUUAUUUUUCAGAGUUUUAUUUCAUAAUUGGUUGUAUAUUCUAUUGAUUUACAUUAAGAAAUAUAAUUGUAAAUUCAAUGCUGUGGUUAAUACGUGGAUUUGUAGGUUUGCUCAUUACUCAUUAAGUACUAUCCCAACCCCCAACAUGACUCAAUUUAUGAGCAUCUGUUCGGUUUCAAGUAAUUUAGAGCCCACUUUUAUCUUUGAGGUCCUAUCUUGAACAUCUGUACCUAACCAUGCAUCAUGAAACUACACUUUCUAUCAUCAUUAGCACACAUGGUCAUAUUCCAGAACAAGAUGAUUUUGGUAACUUUGAUUGAUGACAAUUUCAAAGCAUAAUGCAGCCAACACUCAUGUUUACUCCAAUAAUCAGUGUUACAAUGGCUUAUUAGUGGAGAAAAGAUUUUUAUUUUUAGGUCAGUUUUGUUUUUAAAACAAAUAGAUUUUGGUGUUCCUGUUUUAAUUUUUUUAUGAAAUCUUGUUAAUUCAUAAAGUUAGCACAAUUUUCAACAAUACGACACUUACUUGUUCAAUAAUACUUACUUCACCACAACAGUGUAAUUUUGACUGAGACAUGCACUUUAACAAUAUAAUAAUUUGUAAUAAGCAUGUAUAACUACCGGAAAACAAUAUAAAUCAAUCAGCAAGAAUAUGUGCUUAUGAAAAAUGUAGCAAUAGUGUAAUGUAAAAAUGAGUUACUAAUAACAGUUGCAAUAUCAAAAAAAAGGCAAAAAAAUUGCCAGUCUGUUUAGUGCAAACAUUUUGGUACUAACUCCAUGCUCAAUAAUUUACACUCAUUGAAUUUAAUAUUGUAAACAAUUAAUUUUUUUUUAGUCUCAGUUGAGUUUUGAUUAAAUAUGAUUGAUUAUUUAUUUCAUAAUUUUUUGGUUGCAUUUCGCUGCUUCAUGGUGAAUUAACUUGCAUUGCGGUGUUAUAUGGUGUAGGGAAUGCUUUUCAAUAUUAUUUUGGCUUUAUUGCAAUUCACCAUAUAAUCUUGUCCCUUAUUAUUUGUGCUUGACUUUUUUGUGAAUUAUUUUAAUUUAUAAAGGUAUAUCUGGCAGAAAUGAAUCAUGUCAAGUGAAUAUACUUUUGUUCGUUUAUUGUUGUUUGCAAGAUAUACGUAGUCUUGAAAGAAAAUUUGUUGCAUGUGUUUUUAAUUGGGGGUUAGUGUCAGAUUUACAUCCUAGACCUUGAAACUUAACCUACUUUUAAACUUCUUGAUGGUGAUUUAUCAUAGUCAAGUAGACGUGUUUUGAUGGUAAACACUUUGUCCAUGAAGUUAUUACACCUCUGAUUUUGAAGGUUUGCUGGUUCUGUAUGUCACUAAGCAUGAUUUAUUGUUUCAAAACAUUAAAAACAGUGGCAUGUCAGUUAUGAGUAGGAACCUGAAAAAAUCGUGUUUUGAAUUAAGAACGCGAUUUUGUAAUUUGUUUUCAGUCUUUUUCACCACUUUAUACACAAAUAAACUAAUGUUACGUUUCCCACUGUGUGUUUUGUACCUUUUCUCUUCAACGCACCAAGAACCAUCACCCUAUCGUCACAUGCCCAGCCGAGGUAAAACCACACGCACAGUACUUAAGCCAGUUAUGACCGCUGUUGUUUUUCGUAAGGGCCUUUGAAAUGUCUGUGGAGGGCUGGAGGAGCUUAGUUGAAAAACUACACGCUCUGCCUCUAAACUGCGUUGCUUAUGCCUGUUUUGACCUAUUAUUAUUAUUAUUAUUAUUAUUAUUAUUAUUAUUAUUAUUAUUAUUAUUAUUAUUAUAUACUGUGGAAUGUCUCCACGGGUGACAGAUGACAUGGGAUAACACUUCAAAAUUUCUGGGAAAUGGGAAGGGGGAUAAAGUGCUAAUGGAGCUGUCCCAGGAUCCUUCACCCUCUCGCUUUCUCUCCACAACAAUCUUUGUUCUGUUGUGAAGGCCACCCCCUCAUCCCCCCUCAUUCGCCCACACAUGCCAUUUCCCCCCCCCCCCUCCCCCCGCCAUGCCGGCUUUUGUGCUGUUUAUGCGUUUGCAUUCUAAGCGUCUUUAAUGCUGCAGUGACCAUACUUUUUUUUAUUACUGCCUGCUUGCAAAUUUAACAUACGCUAUGUAAAGAACACCACCAUUAUAAAUAUUUCCAGUCUUUAAUGUUAAUUGAUUGACAUAAAAAAUGCCAAAAAAUGUGGUUAGUGCAAGGCAACAAGCUGAUGAGUUUAAAAAUGACUUUGUUUAUGCAUUGAUGCCGCUACACUAAUGUAUAAAUACUGCAACUGCAGAGAUGUUUAAAAGGAAUCAUAUCAAAAUUCCAUUGCGAAGCAUGUAAAAAGUGAAUGCCAGGCAAAACUAGUCUUAGUGGUAAUGAUGUUGGACAAUGACCCUUCUCCACCAGUAUUCAGGACUUUUAAGUGUUUCAACCCAAAGAACAUCAUCCUUAACAAGUCAGAAGAUGUUAUUUCACUAACGAAAACUAUUCCCGAACUCCAUCAUUUUGAGAUUUUAUAGGAUUACGAAGCCCUUAAAGAAGAUGUGCAAGAGAUUUGCAUCAGAGAAGAACGUAGAUAUAUUGAAAGUGCUGACUUUUAUGAGUAUGAAUUAUAAUCAAUUAGUACUAGCAGUUUUGCAUGCUGUUUGUAGAUCUUUAAACAAUGUUGACAGCGAACGGUAACUUAGUCACUACAACUUAGUUUUCACAGACAGAAUGCAGAACCUUAAAGAAAUAAAUGUUGGAAGUGUUCAUUAUGCUGUCUUUUGAUGACUAAAUUCAACACUUACAGUUAGAAAUUUUAUGCACAUUUUGUUUUAAAUUAAAUGCCAUUGCUUUUUGUUGCAAAUUGUGUGAAAAAUAACACUACCUUUGGGAAUAAAUAGCCUUUUUUUCAGGUCUCUAGUUAUGGGUCUUUAAACUUGAAGUGAUUGGUUGUUUGAAGCACAUAUGUGCUUGCAGAAGAAGUGUUAUCAAUUUUAAUUCCUCAAUCUUCCCAGGAAUUAAUUAAAGUAUAUCAGUUAUAGCUUUAAAGCACCUUUUUUUUUAGACAUUUGGAAGUUUUAUGUACAUGUUACAGUUCUUUUGGCAACAGUCCUAAUUUUUUCCAUUAAGUUCAAGUGGAUAGUUACCUUUCAAACUUAAAGUGGGUGUGGAAAAAACACACUAGCAAUAUACACUGUGGUUUUACUAUAGUAAAAAUGUAUUUAAGGGGGGUGACUCAUUUCCUUCUGAAAUAAAAUUUUUUAAAACUCUUGAUGGUCCCACAUUAAACCAAUACAAACAAAAACUCUAUUGUGACAAUUGUGUAUGCUUAUAGGUUUAAAAUGUUAUACGAAUAACAAAAAAAGAUAAGUAUGCGAAUAAUGAACUUAAUCUUUAAGUUUUGAAGUAACCUUCAAAAAUUGAUGAUGUCAUUUAGAGUGGGCAGGUAAUUUGAUUAAUAAUAUUUUUUGAGAAGUAAAUAGCUUCUCUAAAAGAUGGGUGCUUUCCAUCUGAAUGAAUCCUCAAUAUGCUACUGAACUAAUUCAUUAGCUUUACAGCAAGGUCAUUUGGCUCAGAUUGACCCAAGACACACGUGGUGUAUUGUCAUGAGUUCAUUAUCUUAACUGAGCUUUUAACAGCACAACUCUGGUUGAAAAGUUUUUUCAAUUAUUGAAGAAUAAAUUGGGCUGUUUUGGCUAAAAGUUCUAGACAGUUUUAAGAAUGAAGUGGUGGUGACAGAAACUACUUGUUUUUAUGAAAACAAAAUUGAAAUUUUUUUUUGUAUGUAUUUCAAAACCAACAGGACUCCCACAGACAGAGAAAGAAAAACUUAAAAUUUGUAAAAUGUGUGUUAUAAACUCGGAAAAUUCAAGGAAAUGUUAAUAUCUUAAUAACAAAACAGUAAUUUUUUUUACUAUGUAGUAUCUUACUGUAUAAGAUCUGGUAUGUUUCUUUAACAUAAAUUUGUGCGCCAUUAAUCAUCUGUAUCUGACUUUUACUAACAUUUACCAUGAAGUAUACAAACAACUUUAUUGAUUUGAAGCACAAUAAAAAAAUUUUUAUUCUGAUCACAGGUAUCAUUUAAAAGUUCAAUAAAAGAGUUUUUUAUUUUUUUUAUUUUUUUUCCUGCUGACAGUGUUAGUUUAGUAGGUUUUAUGGAAGUUACAUCAUCGCAAAAUAUUAUUCUUUAGGAAAACAUUUUAAAGUCAAUUACGUGUGUAAUUUAUGUUAUUUGAAAUGUGUUUUUAAUCAAAUGUAUAUUUUAAUGUAUCUGUUAUCUGGCCAAAUAGCCCGCUCAAUCAGGUACAAAGCAUUACGUGGGACUAAAGAAACAGAAAACUCAGGAAAAUUAACUGAAGUAAGAAUGUGCAAUAGUGCAAAAAAUUUUAAGGGUGUUCAGAAUGUUUUGGGAAUUAUUAAAAACUACCUCCAGUAGCCCCAGAACAGGCAGGCCUCAGUAUUGUUCAGUGGCAAUUUGUUUGAAAGUUACAGGACUUGGUUUGGGUAUUGGGAUGGCUUUCUCUGUAAUAAACCCCGGCUCUUACAUCAGUCUGUGAAGCAACAUUGUAACGUGUGUUUCUAGGGCGAUGAAAGUCCCUUGGAAUAACUCCCGUUAAGGAAUGCAUAAGGGUACUUGACCCAUAAUAGAAGUAUCCUUUGUGUGAGAAAGCAACAUUUUUAAUAUAAAAAUAACAAAAGAUUUGGGCAGUUUUCUGCAGUGUUCAUAAAUUGUUUAGGUUAGACAUCAACUUGUAACUGUCAAAUGUUUUUUUUUCAAAUAAGGAUCCCUAUCUGGAAGUUUUUAUAAUAAUUAAUUUUGUACCUCUGUAGAUUUUUGCGAGUGGGAAAUGUGGCGGACGUUGCCAUGAGUCUGUGCGUUUUCUCUGGGUUUUAUCGUCAUUGCUCCAUUCUCAUGAAUAAUUUUAUAUUCAGUUCAACAUUUCAAAUUUUUUUCCCAAUGGAUAUGCCUAAACCGUGUGGGACUUAUUCACAAAAAAAAAAUUAUUUCAAAAAAAUGUUACGCGUAUAAGGCUAAGAUGAUUUAUUGAGAAAUUUAGAUUUGUUUUCUGCAACAUUAUUUACUUACUGUUUUUAUACUUAAGAAAUCAAUAAAUGACUGUGGUUUUAAACUUACUAGUUUAAAACUCUAUUUCCUGCAUAUGUUCAGAUCAACAAAACAACUUUCAAACUUAAAAUUUACUGUUCGAAUAAAAUUCAUUGCCAGGUUUUUUUAUUUUUUUUAUUUUACUGUAUUUUGAAUUAAUUUUUCUUGGACUCCUGUGAAGUGUGAAAAAUAAAUUCACAGAAUUUUAAAAUUAGAUUCGAAAAAUAUUUGAUAUUCAUAAACAUUGUAUUCUAUUUGAACUAAAAAAAAAAAUAUAUUCACAGAAGCCUAACCUAUUAAGCCUUAAUUAAUUUGUUAUCUAAAACUUUGUCAUAUAAAUGACUAUUUAUGUAUUAAUACAAUUACAGUGAAAGGUCUUAAAACUUGCAUGUUCGGAACCACGGCCAUGCCGAAUUGCGAUUUUGUUGAAUCAUUGAAUGCCAGAGCCUAUGCCUCCGUAAUAUUAAAAAGUCCUUGAUUUGUCAUUAAUUGAAUAAGGGCCAUUAAAAGUCCUUAGUUUUCAGUAAUAUUUAUUAAAAAUUCCUUAAUAAAGAACGAUAGUGCAUAAGUAAUUAAUAAUUUCAGAUAUUUGAAAGAUUUUGUUUCUGAGAUAGCAGCAAAUAUCACUUCAUGCAUGCGCAGCACAAUUGGCGAAUUGCAGGCCACAUGACUUUGUUUUAUGUAUGAAAAACAUUUUAAUUUGGUUUUCAUAUAUUGUGUCUCAUAUUUAAACAAAAAGUAAUGUUUUGCUGUCUUAAUUUUAACUCAUAAAGUAAAUGUAAUUAGAGGUAAAAUUAAAUUUUUGGGCUAGACACAAUGCUUGGGUUAGGUAUGUGUUCCAAGAGAUAAUUCUGGAAAAUAGGGGCUUAUUAGUAAGAAUUGAAUAACCAACGAAAUAUUUUUUUCUUCAUUAACUAUUUAACAUUGUUAUUUUCUUGAGGUAUUUUGUGAUAUUGCAAAUAGUUUUCCACCUCUUGAUAGUGAUGGAGGUGAUGAAGUUUAGUGGUCCUUAAACACUCCUUAAUUUUUGAUUGCACAAGGGGGUACGAACCAUGAAUGGUGUUAUGGUGUGUCUAUAAUUAUAAUUGAUUUUUCUUUAAAAAAAAAUAAUUAAAAAUUAUGGAAAUGUAACCCAUUAGAAAAGUAGAAACUCUGCACUGAAAGUAAUGGUAAACUCUGACUGAACUGAAAAUGCUGACAGCACAUUAGCCAAGGUCAUCAGCCAAAAUCCACUCAAAAAUUCUGAACGUGAGCAGCUCAAUGGGAUUACAGAACUGACCAAAACACAGAAUGCCGGGUUAGAGACAUUUUGCUGUGCAUGGAAACGAGAGAGGGAAGUUAUAUGAUAACUUCUCCCUAAGGAAAUUUAAUUUGAAUGCAUCUUGAGAUAUUGUAUGUGCAUAAAAAGGAACUGCUUACAGUCAUUGGAUUUGUAUAUGAAUUCAAUAUACGGAGUCAAGUGGUUUGUAGCCACAAUUAACUGUGCUGCCCAUAGUGCUAAAAAUGUUUAUUGGUUAGUGCAAUGAGACACAUCAAAUUAACCUGCUGUUUCGUGGUCUAUUGAAACAUUUUGGACACAAUGGAAAGCUCAGUAUUAGACGUGAAUCCACACGAACACAGAAAACCAAACUUGGUUAUGAUCAUAAAAAAAAACAGUUUUCUGCAGAAAGAAUCAAUACAGAAGCACAAAUAGAUAAAGCACGAGAAAUGUUCAUGCAAAUACCAAAGACAGCAAUGACAAAUGCAUGUGUUGACUUCCAAAUUAGUGGUUUUUCCUCAGACACCUACCGUAACCCCCCCCCCCCCCCCCCCCCCACUUCAAAAUUUUUAGAAUACUGUUUAUGUUUGUGUCACAUAACAUAGGUUCUUGUAGAACUGUAACGCAAAAUGAUAAUUAUUAUUUUUUGAACUCCAUAACUUUAUUUUUUAAUACCUAAAUAAUAACAGCACAAUGUUCUUAUAAAUUGUAAAAGACUUCAUUGACAUUGAAUAAAUGGGGUUUGUAGCUGAACAUUUGAUGUACUUGAGUAAUUAAGAGAGCUUUACAUUGGUGAGUCAGAACCCAUUUUCUGGUUGCCAAUGGAACCACUACUGAAGUUUUAAAUAAAGAAGACACCAUAUUCCCCCCCCCCCCCCUCCUCUUGUGAUUCUAUAGGCAUUCAAGAAUUCUUCUUGAAUAUUUAUUUCUAUUCUUUCACCUUCAGUGUUUCAUAGCAUAGACAUUUAUUUAAUAAAACUAACACUGACUGACAGACAGACAACACAGCUUAAACUUGUGGACCUAGAGAUUUGAAAUUUGGAAGAAAUAUUCUUUGAGUACCGUAGGGUUGCAGUAAGGAGGGAUUUUUUUUUGAAAUUCCAGUCCUGAAAGGGUUAAAAGGAGGUAAUGUUUGUAUGAAGCAAAAUACCGCUCAAUGACUUAUCCAUCACAAAUUCUCAGGAACUAUAAAGAAACUAUAAUACCUACAGAUUUUAAAUUUGGCACAUGUAUUCCCUUUGCUGAGUAGGCAUCUGCUUAGAAAGGAUUUGUAAAUUAUAAUUAGUUUGUACUUCAAAAAAAUCUUGUCAGCUGGCCUUAGUCAGUUUGCAUUACUGGAUUGCUGUCUGUUUUUUUUUCCUACCCUAUAAAAUGGUUUCAUACCGAAUUCUACCAACGUACUUAAACUAUCAUUUCUAUUAUCCAAACCAAUGAUUCCAAAUUCAGGGUCAUAAUCCAAAUAAAGGUCGUUGUAUUAGUCCUUAAGGCUGCGACUUGGUUGCGGAGGAUCGCAAUAAAAAUACAAAUUGGAAAAAAAAAUUCUGUGAUCUGCGAAAAUUAAGUGCAAGUAUUAAGAUGAUAGUGAUUGAAUUCAUAAAAGUGGCAGCCUGAUUGUGACACAGGUGUAUACUCACACUUAAGUACAAAUCUAUUUGUGAACAUUGGAACUCAUUUUACAGGCGAGAAACAACACAUUAUAAUUUCGUAAUGUGAUGUAUGGUUUUAUGUGCUUUUAACAAAAUGAUCUAGUUUUUGUUUUGUAAGAGUGACGAUUCCUACGGAGAGUUUUACUGUACAAAUAUUUUAUAUUUCCUGUUUUGCUUCACAUUAUGGACUAAUUUGUGGGAAGCUUGACAAGUGCUCAUAUUCAACAAAUUUUUUUUUUACUAAUUGUAUUUUAGUUACUCUCUAGAAGUUAUUUUUCUGUUUUUCACAGCUGAGCAAUACAUAUAAUAAAACUUUAGUCACAGUUUCAAAAAUACUUCAUCAUAAAAAUCUUAAAUGAGCAUAAUCUUGCUACCGCAAUGGGGGUUGAAGUGUCCGUCGAAUCCUAGGGCGCCACCACAUGUAUAAUGGGCACGUGGACCCGGCUACUCUGUUCUCAGGGCCGUGACGUAGCCCGUGUGUGGCGAGGCCCGUUUCCCCCUGUAUCACUCGAAACCUCAGAGAAUGACGACAGGUGCAUGAAGCGCCUUCCUCUCGCAGCGCUCACGACUCACUGACCGUUCGUCCUCGCUCGGCAACUCUCGGGAGCGGAGCACUGACGUCACAUUGGCGGGCGCGGGCUGACACACGCACGCGCACACACACUUCGGCAGGCGGUCGUAGAGGGUGGUGGUGGUGGAAGGAGGGGGCUCGCAGCGUGCACGGGGAGAGGUGGUGGCACAUCGGGCUCAGAAGGGCGCAGCCCGGGACGAAGUCAAUCUAAACAUCAAAGAUAACUAGAGAAGCAGACUCUUAAUGUGAUGUGAAGGCAACUUGCAACCAUGCCACAGCAGUGAUGUCUGGCAAGAGAAUGUUGUGGUAGCAUUGCCCUGGUGACAUUCUUUUAUCCAUUUCUUUCAGGAGUAGCUUCUCGACACCUCGUAAUCAAACAGGGUGUCUAAAGGCCACACAAAGUCACAAUAAAAGUAACAAAAAUCAAGGUCUGUUCACGAAAGUCAUGAAAAGAUCCUGAAAUAAAAAGUAACUAUUCUGAAAAUCAGGAAACUUUUAACUUUUGCUAAAUUGAGUUUUGCUUUUCGACAUGUCUAGUAAGUUUAAAGUCACACAUUAUAAAUAUUUGGAGACCGUCCACUUCUAUCAUGUGGAAAUUAUCACUGUAAAGGUUUUUAGCUUUUUAACACAAAAAUCUGCACAUUCCUGUGAAUAGUUGAUCUGUUUUGGAUUACAUUUGCAGUUUAUAUUUUUGCUUAUGUAUAAAAAAAACUGUGAUAAAAAAAUUUGUAAGAAAAUUUUAGUAGUUCCUGAAAAAGUUCAGAAAUAUGUUUGCAGUAUUUUUAGACAUCCUGUAAAAGCUUUUAUCAUGCCAUCAGGUUAUUACCGGUGCAUUAACUGUCGAUACCUGUGCACCCUUCAUAUUAAAAUAUUUAUUAUAAUAGUUACAAAGAUUAACCUUGAUCAUAUACAGUGUUCAAUAGUUUGGCCAGCACAAAUCUCAUUGAAAUGUUAAUCACUCCAUGUCUGUGUAUUGAUGAAAUUAUAAUACAUAAUUUUAUGCUUCACAAAGAAAGUACUAACUAUGUAUAUGUGUGUGUGUGUAUAUAUAUAAAUUUUUUGUACCACAAAAUUUGUAGCUGCCAAAAAAUUUCACAGUUUAAGUGUAACGUUGAAAGGGAAAAAAAAUGUAAUUGAAUAUUCAUAGACAUAUUUGAAACAACAUGUGCUAGCAGCAGCAUAUUCUUUUCAAGAUAACGGUGAGACUUUUUGACGAGUGUUGCAUGGAAUGUUCAGACUUAAACGGAUGUGUAUUGUGACAUAAUAAACUAAAUAAACCCAGAAUCAUGUAGCCCAAUACUAUCAUUUAUCGAUAAAAAUUUUGUAAGAAUAUCUAGCUUUUAAAAGUUUGAAUGUUCUUUGCAGCCCCUGUCAAAAAAGGUGAACCUCAUAUUGAACAAAGUGUAUGUUUAGCCUACUGACUUGUUACGUAGGUAAGUAGCAUCGGCAGAGCAACCAUUAUUAUCGGUACGGGGGUGUGGUGUUUUCAUGACUUGUUACUGUGCAAUAGCUGACUACUACUUCUAAAUUAUUUCUCUUUAGUUCUGUGUACUAUUCAUGUUAACUUUAUGUUACAUAUAUUGACAAGUAAAAUGAUUGUAUAGUCUGUGUAAAAAUAUUUCCAGUUUUUGCUGUAGCAAUUAUGCUCCUGAAAAUUUUAAUUGUGGUUUUUUUUGUUCAUAACUAGCCACGAUACUAACAGUUAAUUGAAAUUAUAACAGAUUGUUUUUUUCCCUGUGACUCUUUAUGCCAGACUCUGUCUCGUAAAAGCUUUAAACUCGUGAAAAAUUAGUAUUGAGACAGUUUUAGAAUUUAUAUGGCAGUCUACUAAGUGUUGUCCUAUAUAAUUAAAUGUUCAUCUAGUGCCUGUUGAUAAUGUCCUGAAUUCUUUCUUACCAUGAUUUUAGUUUUAAUUGGAAUACUUUUUUUUCUGACAUUUUGGUGUUCUAGUUUCAUGUAAAAAUUGAUGUUUGCUGUAUACAGGAAAGUGCUGUCCCCUGUUAUGGAGUGUUAGAAAUGUUCAGCAUAGUUAAAGAGAAGUGACAUUUACUACUUACUUGCUUUCUGAAAAUCCUUGUAUGGGUAAUUAAUAAAUGAAAUUAAUGUAGUAAGUGGGAAUAAGUUAUUAAGAAUACAAUGGUGCUAUUAAAACUUGUUGGUUUUCUGUGAAAACAUUGUAAAUUACGUACAUACAUGUUGAAUGAUUAAAAAAAAAUUUUCCAGUGGUUUUUUCUCUGUAUGUACACAGUAUUGCGAAAUACUAGUUUUUAACUUAUCAGUACAUUUAUGUUUUAUUAAUAGAGUUUCAUUUAUGUACUAUGUAUUUUUUUGCAUAAUUGAUUUGUGAUUUUAAUGAGGUUUUUUUUAAUUACUAUUCUGAUGGCCUGUUAGCAUGCAGAUUUUUUUUUGUAUUCAGGGUAGGUUAAUAGUAAUUCAUAGUUAACAUUUCUAAAAAAAAAAUUACUAUAAUUGGCUUGUUAGUAGUUGCAUCCAGCAAGCCCUAAUUGCACUCCCUAGUGAGUACAUAUUAACAUAUCUAAUACUUAUUUUGUCAGUACAUCAAGAUAUAUUUUUAAUAACACAAGAACGUUAAAACACAGAAUUUUUUUUUCUCUUUAUAAUGAAAUAUCAGGCUGAAACAUUGAAGUUGAAGCUUUUGAUGUGCAUUGCUCAUUGAUAAAAAUUUAAACCAAUGCCUUUAUUAUGUUAAGUCUAUUUAACGCGGGCAACUACAACUAUCAUGAUAAUCACACCAGCUCACAAUUGUUGAGUUCAACAAGUAGCCAAAGCUAAGUCGUAUGCCAUGUCAAAUCAAUAAAUUAGCACGGAAGCUUUAUUCUAAAUGGCAUCAAAAUAUUUGAAAUUGCAAUAUGGCCAGACCUGAUCCCCCUUAACUGAAUGUUGAAGACUGCAAGUAUCGUAAAAUCCCAAUUUUUUCCACUCAAGUCAAGAGUGUAGUAAAAGGUCUUAAAGUGCAAGGCUGUGGACUGGCACACAGUCUUCUCUAUGUGCACAGGGUAACUGAAAUAGCAUUUUAUGGUGGAGAAAAACAGAUAAAAGGUGCAUUGCUAAUUCCUUUAGUGCUUUCAAGAAUCUCUACUGGGAGCUUCAUGCAUGAAAAUUAUUCUUAAACUAAACAUAUUUCAGCCAUUUUCACGCUUAAAAAUGAAAUACAAAAACAGAACUACUCAUCUGCCCUGAGCGUAUCCUUAAAUGCUUUUAAUAAACAUGCACCACUGUGUGGUAUUUGUAAUUUCUUUAGUACCCAACACUCAUGUCCUGGUUUGUGGGAAAUCAGCCGUGUGAAACUCAUGAAUAAUGUGUGUAUUUAUAUGUAAACUAGGAUUUUAUUUUUUCCUGUGCAGCUUUUUUGUGAGCACAUAAAUUUUACGAGUAUCGGUGUGAAGUUGAAACUUUCCCUCCGGCAUCACCAAAAAUUGCUAUACCACCAUUAUGUGCCAAAGCACACAUAGUAAGUUUAUAAAUUUUGUGAGUAUGCUCAAAUGAGUAUAAAAAUAUGUAUUUAACAAGAUAACCAGUUGGUGACAGCUGUUGCAACAAGAAAGUGUGCACUUAUUCCCUUCCUUCGUUUUGUGCAUUCAAAAUGUCUGCCUGGAUUGUUGAACAUAGAAUUAACUGGUAAAGUUAUUCAACUCAUUCUAAAAUAUAUAUUUAUAGGUAAAUAAGAUCACCCGUGUCUAAUUUCCUUGAGUUGUUUGGCUGUUUUCACUACAUUGAAUAUUACUAUGUAUAAGUGUUAGUAUGCACUGUUAACUACAUGUUUGUAUGAAAUUCUUAUUCCGGCUGUCAGUCGCAGUUUUCCUGGUAAAUGAAUUGAUGCUGGACUGUUUGAGGCAAGAAAGUUUGUUAGUGUAAGGUUUAGGUGAUUCUUGAUAUUGUGGAUGUUAGAGUCAUCAAAAAAAAAUAUGUUAUCACAUAUUCAGAUUAAUACAGUAUUUCUACAUAAUAAAAUUUGGUGGUUUCACUUCUGCUAUCAUCAAACUAUCUGAGUGUCUUUAUGGGGAAAGAACCAGAUUUGAAUGCAAGUAAGAAAUAACUGCAUAAUUAAUUAAUAUAUUUUGACCACUUUUCUUUUAAUUGUGCAAUGUCUGUUCUAAGUAUUGUGCUCCUUCCCACUGUUUUUUUUUCAUAAAUAACAAUGCAAUGGCCUUGAUUUGACUAAAGUAAAAUUUAAAUAAUUUUUUACAAAACUACUAUAUUUUAUCAAGAAUUUAUUACCAAAUAACAACUUAUCUCUCUAUAAAAAGUUCGUGAAAGUUUUAUAUUUAAUAAAUGUUAUUACUAGGAGAUACAGUUUCAAGAAAAAAUAUUUUUGGUAUAGUACUUGCUAUUUCAGAAUUUUUUUUUUUCUUUUUCAUAACUUAAUUAUAUUGUUGGAAAGACAGGUCAAUAAUUUCAUCUUCCCAGUCUUCUGUUAAAAUAAAACAUUCUGAUAGUAGGCUUCAACCAGUAUCAGCCUGAAGGAAAGUAGCUGAUUAUUCUCGGGAGCAACUACCUACAAGUGUCGUAAUAGAUAUGCUUGUUUACGAACUGUGACUUCAGCUGCUACCCAAAGCAGGGUCCACUGCUCUAUCUCUGUAGAAUGCAAUUGAAAAUGUAUACUUCUGCAAGCCGUGGUGUCUGGUAUUUGAAUGAUUCAAGAUGACGUUGGCAGGAAACUCUGUUAUAGUGGUUUUCUUUUUACCUUCAUUUAUGAUUUGGCCAUUUAAAAAUGAUUUACCUCUUAUCAGCAUUCAUGCUUUGUAUUCUAUUCAUUUAUUUUUUUUGCAGUGAGUCUAUAUAGCCUAAGGCUACUCAAAAGACGGUAGUGUAUGAGUUCUUACACAUUCGUUGUAUGUACAUCAGUUGUGAAUUACUUAAUCAACAAAUUCAAGGUUUGAUUUCAGAACUUAAAUUUUGAGUUUGGUGUAAACAUCAACUACUUCCACUAUAGUACUGUUACGUAAAAUAAAUUAGUAACCUCUGAGCACUUAUUUCUUGUUAUAUAAGUGAAAAGCUUAAAAGAAACAGAUUCCUUUGGCUGCAAGUUACUUGUUUCCCAAUAAACUAUUUUUUAAUAUGAUCUUUGACUCUGAGAAUGUCUCCUGAUGCCAUUAAGAAUUGAUACCUAAGCAUGGUAAAUAAUUAGGAUAAUCUUAGGAAGAAUUUAUUUGAAAUUUUAAGUAGCUGUGAAUAUAACAUUGAUACGUGAAUAGCAGCUAGUCUCUUGACCUUGUCACUACGUCUGGUAAUCUAUGUACUAGCACAUGGAUUCCCAUGAUGUUUCAAGUAAAAUUGCUUGUGUGAAUGUCCCAGAUAAAACCACUCUUAACAGCUGUGAUUCUGUGGCUAGCUGAAAAUAGCUGAAGUGGAGUUGAAAACUUUUCAGUGGAGACCUUAUCAUUUGGAUCAUCAGGAAAUUAAAUGACCAUGUGCAUAAUUUUAGAACAUAAAACCGCUAGAGUAUUCUUAUUUUAUGUUCAGAGUUUAAUUUUAGUAUAAAUUGUCUCUCUUAAAUAUAUUUAUCCAGACCUUUUUAUUUUAUUUGUUAAUUCAUUCAUUUAAAUAAAUUUUAAGCUGUAUGCAAACUGGCCUUGCAGAAUGUAAUUGAAAUUAUUUUGUAAUUUCACAUUUUAAACUUUUUUUUACAUUAUGCACUAUGUGUGUGUGACUGCAAUGAUUUUUUUAACAAAUCGUAAAUACCCUUUGUAAACUCGUAGUCAACUGCAGGUUUGUAGUUGAAAGUUGUUACAAUAAUAAACUAUACUUAUACAUUUAGAAACUGAUCAAAACUUUUGUAUUGUUAUUGUUGAGUCUUGUGGUUUGCUGUGACGUUACGAGUGUGUGUGGUGUACACAUUCCUCUGUGUGAUCCUUGUAAUAGAUAUUUGAUACGUUCUUUUAUAUGCAUGCUGGCUGCCAAGCAAUGUGCAGGUCGAUUUACGUUGCAGACAACUGUACAGUGUAAAAUAAGCUGACAGCAUUCUUAAAUGCAGUUUUUUUUAAAAUCACAGUGAUAAAAAACUGUUGCUAGUGCUCAUUACUUGUUUGGUUUCAUCUAGCAUGAAAAAGAAUUUAUAUAUGUCCAUGUGUUUGUACAUACAGAAGUUUACGGGUCAUUCAAAACAUUGUGUGAUAUCACGAGUAUUGUAAAUAACUGAAUAUAAUAUUGUGUAGCACGUGAAGGUUUGUCCUUGUGCACAAGGGAAAAUUGUGCUAAAUUUGUAUUUGUGUAUAUAGCUGUCUUAAUGCUGGCAUGAAAGAAUAAACUUUCGACCAAUGA